Molecule: messenger RNA, 2483 nt
Organism: Hemibagrus wyckioides
Lineage: Eukaryota; Metazoa; Chordata; Actinopteri; Siluriformes; Bagridae
Product: circadian-associated transcriptional repressor
Exons: 6
Coding region: 167-1303 (378 amino acids)
Biological process (GO): circadian regulation of gene expression; negative regulation of DNA-templated transcription
Cellular component (GO): nucleus
Molecular function (GO): RNA polymerase II cis-regulatory region sequence-specific DNA binding
Source: RefSeq, a predicted model, not a curated record
CCCGCAGACACGUUGCCUGGGGAGCAGUAACACGGGCCUCGCAGUCGCAGCUCCGCAUCACGGAAAAGCACGAAGCUCAGCGACGAGCUGCCCACCGAGUCCGGGACUUACCUCUGAAACAAAGGACCGCGCACCAGUCCUUUAGAUCCUGAUUAAAAGGCCAGUAAUGAAGCGGCCGAGGAUGUCGGCAUCAGAUUCGGACUAUUCUAUUGACUGGCUGGCCAGCGAUGAUGAUGAGGACAGCGAGCUGGAGACCGAAUGCGAUCGAGAAGAGGACACACUGCCCACCACUCCUGCGGCUCACAACAGCUGUGGCCCUCAAACCUGCAAGAAAAGCAGUGACUCCUCAGUGAAGGAUAAGGAGGACAGAAGCUGCAGGAGCAGCCCCCCCUCCAGCCCAACCAGCUCUUUCAGCACUGGAGACAGAGAGCCUUCGCCAUCGGGACAGGAAGACGUGUCUGACCACAGCUGCACCUCGGGAAGCCCUAAAGGCAAAAGCAGACAGGCGCAGAAAAGAUCGCGCUGCCUUCCAGUGCCAGAGCAAAACGAAAAGCAGCUCACAGCUAGCCCUACGGAGAAAGACAAGCUGUUUGCGUGCAAGUGUAUGGAGUUGCAGUGCUAUAUUCACCCACUCUCCUCAAUCCUGAAUGGCCUCCGUUCUGGCAGAUACAGAGAACGACUCAGCACUUUCCAGGAGAGUGUAGCCAUGGACCGGAUCCAGAGAAUAAUGGGGGUUCUUCAGAAUCCUUGCAUGGGGGAGCGAUAUAUCGAUAUCAUCCUGAAAAUGGAGGAAAUGUUGAAGACCUGGUUCCCUAACGUAAAACCCAACCACCAAACCACUGCUGUGGAGCUGACCCAAGAGACCGCACUGCUGAAAAAACCCAAGUUGUCCUCACCUCCAGCCCCCAUUUCAGCCGGUCUCUUCAAUUCCGGCAGCGCUAGCGUUUCUCCUGUGGCCGCUAAGGCCAUGCGGGGCAGUGACCUUAUCCUUCCAGCACCUUACUCUGCCACCAAUCUGAAAUGGCUCCACACAUCUCCCAUCUGCUCCCCCACUGCUGAUCAGGGUCAGCGCACAGUCCGGAACCUGCUGACGGCACGCAGGGACGAGGAUGCGACGCAGGACAACUCCGUUUCCUCCACCAUAGACACGCCUGAACUCAACAUGGACUCUGUGCCAUGUCACCCGCCUCCAGGAAAGAUCAGCGCCCCGUGCCUGGAGAGACUACUGAAAUCCACAGAGAGCAUCAUCAACCACAAAGCCUCCAGGGGGACAAGCAAUAUGGGCUCUGGCACCUUGUCCUAGUCCACAGAGACCAGGCUUUGGGUAAUCAGAGCCGUAACAGCAGGCACUCAUUAUCUCAUGCCAGUGCACUCGAGCGCACCCCGGCGCAAGCCCCCUGCUCCAUUUCAGCCUUCAGGGGACACACAGCAUAGCUAUGGCCAAGCCGGGCACCUAGACUGACGCAGCCCUCACAUAUACAUGCAUCAGCGUGUCACUGGUGUAGCAGUGCGUCCUCCUCUAACUCGGGUUGGUCAGAUUGGAAUCCUCUCGGGUGUGUUGCAGUUUGUCUCGGACGUGCCCGGUGAGACAGAGGACUCGUGGACUGAUGUGUGGAGGCAGCGUAUUGGUAUCUGUGAAUAAAGGAAAACAUUACUUCAGAAAGGGAUGGGAAAAGCAGGAGUAAUGCAUUUCUAGGGAACACUUCAGAUAUUCCAACGUGUCCGUGAUCUCCAUUGUAGUUGUACAUAAAAUGUGGGAUGAAUGUGAAUUUUUGCUUUUGUUUUAUUUUUUGUUUCUUUACUUUUCAUCCGCUCCACUGGAGCCGGUUGAUGUGACUGUUACUUCAUAGGUAUAAACUUAAAGCUAAGAUUUUGGUACAACGGUUCUACCUCAUUCUGACACCAUGUCAAUGGUUGUGCAUGGAACGAAUAAGAACUAACGUUCACUGACGUAGAAUCAGAAAGAGGGAAACUGCUAAGAUCAAGGUGAGCCAAAUUUGCCUGUAGUACCGGGGUCUUGGGUAUGAGCCUUUUUCUCUGUAAGGAGAAGCUCCACAGGCCUGACGGGUGCCAAUGUAUAGAAUGUGAACUGCAUUUUUUUUUUUUGUUCUUUCAUUUAAUGAGUGUCUCCAAGUUUGAGGGCAUCCAGUGCCUGUUUAAUUUGAUGUCAAGCUGUGCCUGUACACUGGUUUUGAGGUGAAUGAGAACCACCUGGGAUACCUGCAGCCUCUGAAGGACGGACUAGGACGGAUCAGCCGGGAACCUUCAUAACUCCUGGCAUCAGAUACAUGGCUUAAAUGUUUCCAGUCUCUGUGGUCGAGUGGGACGUUUCUGUUAGCUACAGAGAUGGAUAAUAGACUGAGAGGGAGGUAUUCAAAGUUUGUGUAAAAAAUUUGAGGUUGUUGAUAUACCCUUGAAAAGUGGCCUUUACAGUGUGAUAUUUUAUACUUUCAAAAUAAAUGUGGUUAUAUUUGUUUGGCGUA